Molecule: messenger RNA, 1860 nt
Organism: Closterium sp. Naga37s-1
Lineage: Eukaryota; Viridiplantae; Streptophyta; Zygnematophyceae; Desmidiales; Closteriaceae
Source: the annotation of a GenBank genome assembly
AUGGCUCGAUCCUUCCACCUAUUUUUUCUCGUUCUUGGCCUACUGCUACUCAGCUUGACGUUAUGUCACGCGCAACGAGAUCAAGACUACCCCGAUCCCGCGGGGGACACCACCUUGCCGGAGGACAUGGGCGUCCCUCCGGAUGAGGCCGUCGAUCAAUACGCGGAUCCGAAUGCGUUUAACGAAGGCGAAACGGCUCCCACCGAUGCAGUUCCAGGCGAAGAUGCCGUUCCAGGCGAAAACGUCGACGCGCCAGAUCCGUUCCUCCCCCCGGAAGACGCGUAUCUGCCCGACGAUACUACUCCCGUAGACGAGCAGCCUGCUGACGAACCAGCUCCUGGGGACAUCCCCUCAGAAACCACCACUGCGCCGGAGGACAUUCCCACUGAUACCGCUCCCGUUGAGGACGCAGCCCAGCCGACGGACACCGCGUCUGCCGCGUUUGCUCCUGACACGACCGACGCUAAUUUCGAUCCUGACGCCGCCACUCCCGUCGACGCGACCGCUCCGACAGACGCUGCCCCCGUGGAUGCUGAUGAUACGAUGACUGCGGGUAACGGCACCAUGUACGACUUCCAAGGCGCGUACGAGAAGAUGAAGGGCGGCGAUCUCUCCACAGAGGCCAUCAUUGGCAUCGUUGCUGGAGUCUCUGGCGGCAUGGUCCUUGUCAUGUUGUGCGCGUGCAUCUGCUGGAUUCGCCAACGCAACAUCUGGCGAGCCAAAUACGGAGACGGCAAUGCAGGAGCAAUUGAGAUGAGACGCUGUAGUGAUCUCGGCAGAAUAAUCUUGUCCGGUUCAGAUCUACCGGAUAAAUCAGACAUCAGACUUCCGAGAUCGCGGCCAAAGACACGUGUACCUUUUCGUCCUUCGCGACUGUUCCCUUCUCUCACCCUCAGCAUGGCUCUGACGUCAUCAUGUCGGAUCCUGGUCGUUGCGGUGCUGAUGGCGUGUAUGGUGUCGUCAGCAUGGGCCAUGUAUUGCGGCGACGACGAUUGCUACGACCUCCUCGGGGUCAAGCAGACAGCGACCCAGCAGGAGAUCAAGAAGGCCUACUACAAGCUCUCCCUCAAAUACCAUCCAGACAAGAACCCAGAGCCAGACGCACAAGCCGUGUUCUCCAAGAUCGCCAACGCAUAUGAGAUUUUGUAUGAUGCGGAGAAGAGGGAGCAGUACGACUAUGCCAUCGCCCAUCCAGAGCAGUUCUUCUACAACACUGCUCGCUACUACCAAACCUUUUAUGCUCCUAAGACGGAUAUUCGACUCAUCCUGCUUGCAGCGCUGUUGCUGCUCUCGUCCUUCCAGUAUCUCAACGAUCACAUUCGAUACAACCAGGCCAUAGACCAUGCCAAGCAGACCCCAGCCUACCGCAAUCGCCUCAAGCAGCUGGAGCUGGAAAGGGCUGCGGCGGCUGCUGCUGCCGCCAUCACCACUGGUGGAGGCAGAGGGAAGCGCGGAGGGGGCCGGCGUGGAGGAAGAGCAGCUGACGCCCAACAAGCUGGAGCAGCUGCUGCUGCACCCCCAGAAAAUGGAGUGGCUGAACUCGAGCUUCAGGUGCAUGGAGCUGACAAGCCAUGUCCGUGGCGGCUCUUUGGUGUUCAAGUUGUAAUCUUUCCGUAUGUCGCUGCCAAGUUGAUAUGGUGGCAGGUGCAGUGGUUCCAUCGCUACACCAUGCGCCGUGCGUCUCUGGGAUGGAAUGAUGCUUGCUACCUCACACGCACAACCCUGCGUAUUCCUGCAGCUCACUGGAGCUCCAUGGGGGAGUCUGCCCAAGAAAGGCUUGUGGAGCGGAGGCUCUGGAUCAAGCAGAACCUGAAUGAUUAUCGAGAGGAGCUUUCCAAGUCCGUGAGACGUAGACGCUAA